This is a messenger RNA of Pangasianodon hypophthalmus (striped catfish), 3138 nucleotides long. Its product is annotated as NLR family CARD domain-containing protein 3-like. The transcript has 10 exons. The coding region runs from base 343 to 3108 and encodes 921 amino acids. The record is from RefSeq and is a predicted model, not a curated record. Gene Ontology annotation, molecular function: protein binding. NCBI's taxonomy places the organism in Eukaryota, Metazoa, Chordata, Actinopteri, Siluriformes, Pangasiidae.
ACUGCUGUUUAGUAACGCUCUCUCUCUCUCUCUCUCUCUCUCUUUUCCAAAAAAAACUUUUUAGGCAAGAAGAAUGGAUUUAAGAACAUUAUGAGAAAUGAACUUGUCCUUGAGUUAAACUGCUGUGGUAAAAGUUGUAUCUUGAACAGGGAGGGAGGAUCAGGGGAAGAAAGGGAGGAGAGAGUCACCUGAAACUCCAUGUUAUACUGGAACUGAUUUCUCUCUCACAGGAAAAUAAGAGGAAAAUGAAAUAAACUCUGACAGUGAUUACUGCCAGUGGCCCCAAACGGAUACCUGUAGCAAAGUGUUCUCCAGAUUACGACUUCUGGCUCUCCACUACCCAUGCAGAGUGAUGCAUCCAUGGAUCCUCUUCCAUUCAAAGAAGGAGACCCCUCAUCUGGACACAGUUUAACCCAGGUAAAGAGACCAGACUCGCCAUUACUCAGCUGUGUCUCCAUGAAGAGUGAUGCGUCUAUGGAUUUUCCUCUUACAUUCAAAGGUGGAGACCCCUCAUCUGGUAACAGUGUUCUCCAGAUUACGACUUCUGGCUCUCCACUACCCAUGCAGAGUGAUGCAUCCAUGGAUCCUCUUCUAUUCAAAGAAGGAGACCCCUCAUCUGGACACAGUCUAACCCAGGUAAAGAGACCAGACUCGCCAUUACUCAGCUGUGUCUCCAUGAAGAGUGAUGUGUCUAUGGAUGUUCCUCUUAGAUUCAAAGGGGGAAACCCCUCAUCUGGUAACAGUGUCCUGCAGGGGGAUGGAAACAGAAGGGAACAGAAGAUCAUCACAGAUCCAGGUUGUGAAUCUUCAUCUGCUGUAACUGCAGUUCAGGAGAAAUGCAAAUUCAUUCUGAUGAAGAAGUUUCAGCAUGUGAACGAGGUGAUAACAAACCAGGGAAACCCAACACUUCUCAAUGAGAUCUACACAGAGCUCUACAUCACAGAAGGAGACAGUGGAAAAGUCAAUAAUGAACAUGAGGUGAGACAGAUCGAGGCAGCAUCCAGGAGAGCAGCAACAGAGGAAACACCAAUCAAAUGCAAUGACAUCUUUAAGCCCUUAUCUGAAGAAGACAAACCCAUCAGGAGUGUUCUGACAAGGGGAGUCGCUGGCAUUGGAAAAACAGUCUCUGUGCAGAAAUUCAUUCUAGACUGGGCUGAAGGGAAAACAAAUCAGGACAUUCAUCUCAUAUUUCCACUUCCUUUCAGAGAGCUCAAUUUGAUGAAGGAUCAAAAACUGAGUCUGAUUAAGCUCCUUCAUUUCUUUUUUAAGGAGAUAAAAGAAACAAACAUUUACAGCCUGCACAAAGUUCUGUUCAUUUUUGAUGGUUUGGAUGAGUGUCGUUUUCCUCUGGAUUUCCAGAACACAGUGAGAUUGUACGAUGUAACUGAAUCAGCUUCAGUGCAUGUGCUGCUGAUAAACCUGAUCAAAGGGAAUCUGCUUCCCUCUGCUCUCAUCUGGAUCACCUCCCGACCAGCAGCAGCUGAUCAAAUCCCCUCUGAGUGGUUUAAUCGAGUCACAGAGGUACGAGGGUUCAAUGACCCACAGAAGGAGGAAUAUUUCAGGAAGAGAAUCAGUGAUCAGAGCCUGAGCAGCAGAAUCAUCACACACCUGAAGUCAUUAAGAAGCCUCUACAUCAUGUGCCACAUCCCAGUCUUCUGCUGGAUUUCAGCCACUGUUCUAGAGAGAAUAUUGGAGGAAGCAGAGAGUGGAGAGAUCCCCAAGACUCUGACUCAAAUGUACACACACUUCCUCAUCAUUCAGACAAACAUCAUAAAGAAAAAGUACACAAAGAACCAAGAGGCAGAUAAAGAAAUGGUUCUGAAACUGGGUAAACUGGCUUUUCAGCAGCUGAAGAAAGGCAACCUGAUCUUCUAUGAGGAAGACCUGAUGGAGUGUGGCAUUGAUGUGACAGAAGCCUCAGUGUAUUCAGGUGUGUGUACACAGAUCUUCAGAGAGGAGUUUGGGCUUCACCAGAGUAAAGUGUACUGCUUUGUUCAUCUGAGCAUUCAGGAGCACCUCGCAGCUCUAUAUGUGCACCUGAUAUUCAUGAAUGAAAAGAGAAAUGUUCUUAAAAAGUCAAUAUUGCCAAUAUUGAGGCUGAAAUUUAAAAUCCCAGAUGUACACAAGAGUGCUAUAGAUCAGGCUUUACAGAGUGAAAAUGGACAUCUGGAUCUUUUCCUUCGCUUUCUUCUGGGUCUCUCCCUGGAGUCUAAUCAGAUCCUCCUACAAACCAUAGUGACAAAGAGGGGAAGUAGCUCCCACAGUUACCAGGAAACAGUUUAUUACAUCAAGGAGAAGAUCAGAGAGAAUUCCUCAACAGAGAAAUCCAUCAAUCUGUUCCACUGUCUGUAUGAACUGGAUGAUCAUUCUCUAGUUGAGGAAAUCCAACACUAUUUGCAAUCUGGAAAUUUACAACAAACUGAACUUUCACCUUCUCAGUGGUCAGCUGUGGUGUUUGUGUUACUGACAUCAGUGCAGGAGCAGGAUGCUUUUGUUCUUAAUAAAUAUACCAACAAACGCUAUUCAUCAGAUGAGGUUCUCCUGAAGCUUCUGCCUGUGGUUGCAGCAUCCAGAAAAGCUGAGUUGAAUAAUUGUGGCCUAAAUGAGAAAAGUUGUGCAGCUUUGGCCUCAGUGCUCAUCUCUGAAUCCUCCAAUCUGAGAGAACUGGAUCUGUCUAGAAGUGAACUCAGAGACUCAGGAGUGAAGCGUCUCUCUGCUGGACUGGAGAAUCCUCACUGUAAACUGGAGACACUGAGGUUGUGUAAUUGUGGUGUCUCAGAUGAAGGUUGUGCUGCUCUGACUUCAGCUCUGAGAUCAAACCCCUCACACCUGAGAAAACUGGAUCUGUCUAAGAAUAAACUCAGAGACUCAGGAGUGAAGUGUCUCUCUGCUGGACUGGAAAAUCCUCACUGUAAACUGGAGACACUGAGGUUGUGUAAUUGUGAUGUCUCAGAUGAAGGGUGUGCUGCUCUGACUUCAGCUCUGAGAUCAAACCCCUCACACCUGAGAGAACUGGAUCUGUCUGGGAAUAAACUCAGAGACUCAGGAGUGAAGCGUCUCUCUGCUGUACUGAAGAAUCCUCACUGUAAACUGGAGACACUGAGGUAAGAUCAUCUCUGAGAGUCACAUGACCUGCUC